This is a messenger RNA of Hymenoscyphus albidus, 2478 nucleotides long. Lineage: Eukaryota; Fungi; Ascomycota; Leotiomycetes; Helotiales; Helotiaceae. The record is from the annotation of a GenBank genome assembly.
AUUUCGGACCGCUCAAUCGGGAAAGCGAGGGGAUCAGCCCAGCGCCAGCCAGCCCAAGCAUUUUGGGAGUUUCAGGGAGCUAUAAAAGAGUGCUGUGGGAUAGAGCUUGUGGAAACAGUUACCUAGGUAGAUUCGUGAAGCUAUUCCCUUGCUCAUAUUUUCCAAAUCUAUCAGAUAAUCUUUGUCAACACUCAUUUUUAGGAUUUUCAUAGUGGUUUUUUCGGAACAUUUUUCAGCUGGUUACGUUGUUGGCGGGGAAAAAACCCAUCAUCCCUUCUCCACCAAAAGUUGAGGACCUCCACUGCGUCGUCAUUUCUAGAACUCCGGCCGUUCCUGCACCUGAAGAACAUGCGCAUAUGAUUGUUCACCACCACCACCACCACCACCACCAUUCAAUACUCUCCAACUUUGACACGCUGGCCUGAUCACUGUACUGUCUCUAUUCUUUUCUAAUAUUUCCUUCGAAUCGAUUCACCCUUCGCCAUCGCAUCCUUCUUCAAUAUUGUUGGAGUCAGCACAAUACGACACGAGCAUUGCAUUGCAGCCGCUGCCACCUGUGGACGCCGUCGUCUCGUAUGUUUGCGGCCUGACGCAGCCACCGACUACUCGUUCGCCGGACUCAUCGCAAACCCGCCAGAUUUUCUUUUCUUUCUUUGCGUAUAUUAAGCUCGGAGGAUUCAUCGCAGACUUGGGUAAAAAUCACAAGUAAUUCAUCCAAAUGGCCGCUCCCAUAGAACCAGCCGUGCGGAAUAAGGUGUUGAAAGUGGUGUUUGUCUCGCUCUUACUGGAUUUGGUACGUUGUCAUUCUCCAAGGCCCCGACUAAGACCUAGGACCCUAAAUUACACCACUAUAUUUGUCUCCCUGUGGCUAAUGUUUACACGCAGAUAUCAUUUACCUUCAUCCUACCACUUUUCCCUUCCCUCCUCGAAUUCUACAGAUCCCAAGAAGCGCCGGUCGAAUUCUCGUCUGCUAAUAAAUCGCCCUCGAUAUUGUCGCAUAUCCUCAUAUAUUUGAAUGCAUACAAAGCUUCCUUUUCCCGACCCAUUGAUUCGAGAUAUGAUAUUGUGUUACUUGGAGGAGCUCUGGGGAGUUUAUUUUCGUGAGAUUUUGACUCCGUAAUGGCUGUGGAAUUAUAUGAGACUAAUGGUUCAUAGUCUUCUCCAGGCUUUCUCUUCCCCCAUAAUUGGCACGCUUUCCGAUCGCUAUGGCCGCCGAACCGCCCUGUUAUUCAGCAUGAUGGGGAAUAUCCUCAGUGUUCUCCUCUGGGUAUGCGCCACUGAUUUCCGUACUUUCCUCCUUUCGCGCAUAGUUGGUGGACUCUCCGAGGGCAAUGUUCAACUUGCGAUUGCGAUCGCAACCGAUAUCUCGGAUGAGAAACAACGCGGGGCAACAAUGGCAUUGGUGGGUGUAUGUUUUAGCAUCAGCUUUAUAUUUGGUCCCGCGCUGGGAGCUUGGUUAAGCUCGAUCAGCUUGGUAAAGGCAAACCCAUUUGCGACUGCAGCUGCGUUCUCGCUAUUCUUAAUUGUCACCGAGACGAUAUACCUGUAUUUCUGUCUACCAGAAACAUUACCCAGCAAAGUCGCCGAGGCAAGAGCACUCAAUGGUACCAGCAAAUCAGAAAAAUCAAAUGGUACCACCAAACCAAAUGGAACAACAUCCAAGCAAACAAAUGGCGCCCCAAAAACAACAGCCAAAAAACCAUUUACGCGCACGAACUCACAUUUCCUCCUCAACCUUACGCAUUUGACCUUCAUCCUCUUUUUCUCAGGGAUGGAAUUUUCACUUCCUUUCAUGACAUUCGACCUGUUUGGAUACACGGCAGCAAAGAACGGGAAACUACUCGGAUACAUGGGCCUCGUAGCAUCCAUCCUCCAAGGAGGCGUAACUCGUAAACUCCCCCCUCUCCUAUCCGUCCGCAUUGGAGUCGUCUCCUGUCUCUUCGCCCUCCUCCUCCUCGCGCGCAUCGAUUCCGUCGCAGGACUCUAUCUUGCGACUACCCUCCUUGCGGUCACAACUUCUACCGUGGUGAUGGGACUCAACGCUUUGUCUUCUUUCGAAGCCGGAGAGGACGAGCGGGGUGGGAAACUGGGCAAUCUACGAAGUUGGGGACAGCUGGGUCGAGGCAUUGGACCGAUUCUCUUCACGAGUGUGUAUUGGUGGGCCGGACGGGAGGUUGCGUAUACCAUCGGUGGCAUGGGGGUUUUGGCUGUUAGUACGAUUGUGUUUUUUGGACUGAAGACGCCAGGGGGCGCGGAGGGGAAGAGGAUUAAGGAUGUUAAGGAGAGUGUUGAGUUAUAGGCUUUCUCUUUUUUUUUUGUGAUAAACAGAUAGGAAAAUGGCGUUUUAUUCCCGUUUUUGGGUUGGGGGUUUUGUGUAUUAUAUAUUUUUCCUCCUUUUUGGGGGGGAGGAGGGGGCAUGUGGGGUUAGGUACUGUAGGAGAGAGGUUUGUAGAAUGGAUGGGCAUCCUCUGAUGUGGC